Molecule: messenger RNA, 1740 nt
Organism: Acanthopagrus latus (yellowfin seabream)
Lineage: Eukaryota; Metazoa; Chordata; Actinopteri; Spariformes; Sparidae
Product: aquaporin-9-like
Exons: 6
Coding region: 163-1050 (295 amino acids)
Biological process (GO): water transport; glycerol transmembrane transport
Cellular component (GO): basolateral plasma membrane; plasma membrane
Molecular function (GO): water channel activity; glycerol channel activity; urea transmembrane transporter activity
Source: RefSeq, a predicted model, not a curated record
UGAUGGUUGUGCUGAUGGAUCAAUGGUCCGUGCUGAAUGGCCACCUCCAGUUAGAGGUGGAGAUUUUACACGAGAGCUCUGAACUCCAGAGGUUCACACUGCUGGAUAUCUGGUAGUUUUAACAGCACAGUGACACACACUGAAACACAACACGAGAGAAGCAUGAGGCAACACUGUGCACUCAAACAUGGAAUACUCAAGGAAGUCCUGGCAGAAUUCCUGGGGACGUUUGUCUUGGUUCUGUUUGGCUGUGGCUCAGUCGCUCAGACCGUCCUCAGUCGAAACACCCUGGGGGAGCCUCUCACCGUCCACAUCGGCUUCUCCGUAGGACUGAUGAUGGCAGCGUAUGUGGCCGGUGGAGUGUCGGGGGGCCACGUGAACCCUGCUGUGUCCCUGGCCAUGGUGAUUCUGGGCAAACUGAAGAUCUGGAAGUUUCCCUUCUAUGUCAUCGCUCAGUUUCUUGGUGCUUUUGCCGGAGCCGCUGCAGUCUUCGGGCUGUACUACGAUGCUUUCAUGGACUUCACCAGUGGGAUUCUGUCGGUGACGGGAAUCAAUGCAACAGGUCACAUUUUUGCUUCCUACCCUGCGAGACACCUGUCAAUCCUCGGUGGCUUCAUCGACCAGGUGGUGGGGACAGGUAUGCUGGUCCUGUGUAUCCUGGCUAUCAUUGACGGUGGCAACAUCGGAGCUCCCAAAGGCGUGGAGCCGCUGGCUAUCGGCCUGAUCAUCAUGGCCAUCGGUGUGUCUAUGGGACUGAACUGUGGCUACCCUCUGAACCCUGCCAGAGACCUGGGACCCCGACUGUUCACAGCUGUAGCAGGAUGGGGGAUGGAGGUCUUCAGUACUGCAGACUACUGGUGGUGGAUCCCCGUGGCGGGGCCCAUGGUGGGCGGAGUGGUGGCAGCCGUCAUCUACUACCUGCUGAUCGAGCUGCACCACCACCGCGAUGAGCCUGAGAAGCCCCAUGAGGAGGAGGAGGAGGAGGAGGAGGACGAAGAGGACGACGACAGCAGUCUGAAGGACAAAUAUGAGAUGAUCACCAUGAGCUAAAGAGAGAAACGAGACAUUAACCUCCGGGACUGACCGGUCCGAUUCUGUCAGGUGAAGAGCAGCCAGCACAGCUUCAGGCUGUAGUUUCUCUUCUGAUUGAAAUGAUCCUCCGCAGAGACAAGCUUGUCAGCUCAGUGAUGACAACAUUAGAACAUUCACGGGUCAAAACACAAAGUAAAAUCAAUUAGGGCACUUUUUGGAUAAACAAACCGCAGCUCUGUUAGGCGCAGCAGAGGCAGUUUUGAUCUGUGCUGUCAGAAAAAUGUUGCACUGUCUUUGUAAAAUAUUGAACCUUUUGUCCAAACCGAUACCGGACUGUCUCCUUUGCAAUUUAUCUUUUUAUGUUUUAUGUUUCAUAAACACACAAAAAUGCCACUCCUGUGUGCUUUAAAAUGUUAUGACUUUUCAUAUUUAUGUUGUAAAUACUGUAUUAAAGCCAUUAGAUGUAAAAUACCCUUUAUCUGGCUACACCUGGCACUGAACUCAUGAUUUAGAUUUCACCGUUUAAAUGUGCUCUUAUUUUCCUCAGUGAUUGUGUUAUUAUUUGUAUAUCCACUUAAAACAUUUUGGAUUUCUUAUAUUUCUUUUCUUCUUUUGCAAACUGUGAGGAAGCCUUCCUUCUGUUCAUCAUUAAUAUUUGUAUUUUACUCUGUGUUGUUUUGUCUGCAUUAAAGUUUCUACAAAUAUGGA